This is a messenger RNA of Oreochromis aureus, 2530 nucleotides long. It is a transcript of the gene nudt14, whose product is annotated as nudix (nucleoside diphosphate linked moiety X)-type motif 14. The record is from RefSeq and is a predicted model, not a curated record. Gene Ontology annotation, molecular function: metal ion binding; UDP-sugar diphosphatase activity. The coding region runs from base 83 to 814 and encodes 243 amino acids. NCBI's taxonomy places the organism in Eukaryota, Metazoa, Chordata, Actinopteri, Cichliformes, Cichlidae. Gene Ontology annotation, biological process: nucleoside phosphate metabolic process; ribose phosphate metabolic process. The transcript has 5 exons.
UAGGCAUUCCUUCACUGUCAGUUAGUGUGCGGGUGACAGACAACAGCGGUGAGCCUCCAAAUCUAAGCUCCAAGUGUAAACUAUGGAAGAGAUUAACAACAUUGAAGUGGUUCCGUGCACAGAGUCUGACUAUCUAAAGCCGUUCAGGGUGCACUAUAGCCAGAAUGGCACAAAGAAAUCGUGGGACUUCAUGCGGACCCAUGACAGUGUAUCUGUGCUGAUCUUCAACACCACCUCACACUGUUUUGUCCUCGUCAAACAGUUCCGUCCAGCUGUAUACAUGUGUGAAUGGGAAAAGGCCAAGACGCAGCCACCAAAGUCUGCUGAAAAAACCGUGGAGGGCGCUGCAGAAGCUGCGACGGAGUCUCAGCAGGGCCAGUCAGCCUCAGAAGGGGAGAGCUCUUCUCAGUGGCUGCCUGCCUCUGCGGGGGUCACCUAUGAGCUCUGCGCUGGCCUGGUGGACAAACCUGACCUCUCUCUGGAGGAGAUCGCCCGCCAGGAGGUGCUGGAAGAGUGUGGCUACGAUGUGCCAGCUUCCAAGCUGAAGAAGAUUACUUCUUACAGGUCGGGUGUAGGUGUAACUGGUGCCAAGCAGACCAUGUUUUAUGCUGAGGUGUCUGAUGACAACUGCGUCAGCCCAGGUGGAGGUGAGCCAAAGGAGGGAGAGCUUAUCGAGGUGGUCAAAGUCCCGCUGCACGAGGCCAUGACGUUUGCCUACGACGAGCGUAUACCCAAAACCAUGGGCGUCAUUUUUAGUUUCAUCUGGUUCCAUAAUAACAUGUCUCCUAAGUACAAGAUCUCCACCAAUGUGUAACUAUUAUUAAAAUAAGCCCUCUUUCUACAAUUUAUUCCAGAUUAAAUCAAACACUGGCCCAGCACACUCACUCCUCCCCUUAAGGCUCUUCAUCCUGUAUUGCCUUUUUGCUUAUUGGUACAUGAUGAAGGGUGGGCCCCUUGUCUUGUUGCCAGCUGGUAUCUUUGAGGUUUGUCCUAUUAGCUUUUUUAAAAAGACAAGUGUUUUACGUGGUCCUAGUGUUUUUCCUAAAUACAAAUUUGCCAUAGCUGGUUGUCACUGGCACUUUUUCUCUUCUUUUUAUAUGUAAAUCAUUCAUUUACUGUGCCAUUUGUUAUCAGUGGCUGCAUAUCACAGAUUUCAUUUGCCUGCCCUUAAUUAAAGGAAUGCUCCACUGUUUUUUUAAUUUUGUUUUAAUGUAGAUAUUGAAUAAUAUCUACAUGUUAGUGUUUUUAAAACCAAAAUUUGGUCGAGAAAAAGGCCUUUAAUGUUCUUUAAACUUGUUUCCUCCAUUGCUAGUUGCUUUAGUAUAGAUAUUUAAAGCUCUAGUAUAUAUGAUUUCAUAAUACUGUAACAAUAUUGUAUUUUCUAUUAUUAUGUGGAAAUGCCUCAAAACCAGAAUGGAGGCCACUGAAAACCACUGUUUGACUUAAUUAAACCCAGUUUCAAAAUUAUUUGUGGUCAAUGCACUGUAUUUCCAUUUUCACACAUUUUCGCACAUGAUGAGAAGGCUUGCAAGUGAAAACAUUCCUCUUUCUCACCUCUGCUACAUUAAACGCGGCUGUCAGUAUUCAUGAUUAACCUCUAAUGUGCCGCUGGUUACCUUCAGUUUGUCAGCAUUUCCACUGAAAUCUUGAAAGCAUUUUUGCUUUCCUGAAAAAGUCUGAUGACUGUGACAAUGCAAAGCACAUAUACAGUAGCUACUUUUUGCACUGUUUAUAAUGUAAAGAUAGAUAGAUAGAUGAGGUUACAAAAAACAGUGGAGUAUUCCUUUAAUCCAUGAUCCAGUAAUGCAAAAACUAUACUAGUCAAUCAUGGGGCCUUGUAAUGAUUGGGGUAUUCAGGGAUGCCCCAUUUAAGUUCUGAAUCAUAGCCUUCAAGCAAUACUUACCUAAGUACUCCAGGCUGAACAAUCACGUAGUAUCGUUGAAAUCAGCCCUUAUCCUUUUCAUCAAAUUCUUCGCGAAGUCAAACCAGUUAACAUUAGCAAACACUUACCUCUGCGCAGAGGGCCUCAUUUUAAUUAACUCAAUUGCGCUGAAGCACGAUCCUGAUUAAAAGCAGCCUAUUUGUAGUUGGAAACACUUAAAUCCACUUCUGGUGACAUCUUCACACUGACAUGUUACAGGCUUUUUCAAGCCUGUAGCACAUCAGUGGAGUCUCAGACAAACAACAGUUUGUUUCGUUUUUUAUUUUGUUUGUUUUUUAGAGUUUUGGAGGAACUCAAAUGUAUACUGUUGGGGAAAUGCUGUCUUAAGGCAGUAGCCUCUAUUUUUCUGAUUUUUGAAAUUGUUUAUUUUUUGCACACAACACACAAUUAAUUAGAGAAAUGUUCAGAAAAUGUAACCCAUAUGAAAGUCUGAUUUUUAUAAUAAUUCAUUUGCAAAACUCACAUGCUGAAAACCAUUAAUGCACAAACCUGCUCUGUCUCUUAUUGUAUGCUUCUGUACACUACAUGCAAUUCACAAUGGGUACCUGCUGUAAACAUAACAUUUAUUAAAAGUUGAUUGGAGAAUG